Moneuplotes crassus is the source of this 463-nucleotide messenger RNA. NCBI's taxonomy places the organism in Eukaryota, Ciliophora, Spirotrichea, Euplotida, Euplotidae. The record is from the annotation of a GenBank genome assembly.
UGCUUUCAUUGCCAAAAUCUCCCUUCUCUCCACAAAAUAAUAGCCUGCUCUCUCCUCUUUCAUCUAUCCUCUCCAUAGCCUCCUUUCCUUAAUCACAGACUUGUCAUUUCUUCAUUCAAUCUGUGGUCGGUCAACCACCUUUUCUCCUCUCCUGUUCUCCCUCAGUUUUUUCAUGCUUACUCUUCUUCCUGUUCCUUGCUUGAUUUCAUGCUUCUUACCUCUUUCAGGGCUGCUCCUUGCUCAUCCUCGCAGCUGGAGGUCUGGCCUUCAUGUCUUAGGGUACCAAAUCCUUCUUUGAGGCUUGUUGCUGAUUCCAAUUUUUGUACUGUAAAAUGCUUUUCUAUUCACCAAACUAUCGUAUUCUGAUCUUCAAGUCAGAAUUUUCAGCCCAAUUAUCAAAUUUUGUUCUAUUUUUAAUAUUCAUCCAUUCUGCCCCUAAAACUCAACCCCAUCCCUCCAAUCC